ACGUAUUCGAUAUAUUGAUAAAUAAACGCAAUCCCGAUAAUCGAAAUCGAUUCUCAUCGAUUAUUUUAAUUAAUACAUACGCUGUCUCGAAGAAUUUUCUAUGUGACGGCGUAAUGUUUCUUUACUAUUUGCGUUUUGUAUUUUUAUAUAUGUAGUUGAUACAAACUUUAAUAUACGUUUUUAACAUGUGACGUUAUGUAGUGUGUAUAUAUACAUAUAUACAUUGAUAUAAUUAAUUAUACGUAGGAAUUUAAAUACUUUAUUUAACAUCAUCAUGAAUGCAAUAAACAUGAACUGGUUAAGCUCAGCCGAGGGUGAAUCAUUGAUGCAUCAUUUUUAUAUAAAUUCAUCUAAGAAGAGAAGAUUUUAUGGUAUUUUGGAAAAGCCGUCAUUGCCAUCUUCCAUCGAGGAAGUUACUUAUAAAAUUUUUAUGAUUGGUAGAUCUGGUGUAGGAAAAACUUCUGUUAUAACACGUUUAGCUGGUUUUCCGGAACCUAAUAACUAUAUUGAAACGAAUGGUAUAAAAAAAACAAAUGUAUUUUGGCCAGUGAAGAUAUGGGAUAAAGUCAUAUUGUUUAAAUUACAAUUCUGGGAUACGUCGGAAAGCAGUAUUAAAAAAUAUAAUCAUAUUUUACCAACUUGUAAAGAUAAAGUAGAUGCAAUCUGUUCUGUAUUUUCCUUCGAUGAUGUAACCAGUUUUAAUGACAUACCUUAUCUGAUAAACACAAUGAGUACAAUCAAAGAAAAACCUGCAAAUAUAGUAAUCGGCACAAAAUUUAAGCCAUGGUCAAAUUCGAUGGUAGAAGAGACUCAAGUCAAAGAAUUCGAAGAUAAGUGGAAAGUGAAGAUUAUUAAAAUUGAUUCAAAUAAAUUAACCAACAGAUCCGAACUUUUUGACUGUUCUUAUCAACUAAAUACUAUUUGCAAUAUUUUGUGGAAUAGAGACAAAGAAUUCUUAUCCAAACAAAUUGUUCAAAAUUAAAAACUAUCGAUUUUUAAUCGUUUAUAAUACGUCGUUGUAGAUGUAUUCUUCAUUAUUUUAAUUAUUACUUGAUAUAACAAUCAAAUAUAUCAAAUAUAUUGAAAUAACCAUUUUUAAAUUAUGCGAUUUUCGCGCGUUGAAUCGAUCAGAAGAUUAGCGAAAGUCAAGAGCCAAUCGGAUCGUAGCUGCUAUGAUACUUCCUCAUUUACGUAGGAGCAAUCGUAGUAGACGGAAGACUGGCGUUAUGGGUUAAGAUUUUUCCAUUUUCUAGCGUAAAGAUUAGAAAUUUUCUAUUCAAAAAUUUGCAGUGUACAUGUAAAAGACUGUUUAAUAAAAUAGGUUAGUUCUUUCCUAAA
Messenger RNA from Vespula pensylvanica (western yellowjacket), 1338 nucleotides. Its product is annotated as ciliogenesis and planar polarity effector 2-like. NCBI's taxonomy places the organism in Eukaryota, Metazoa, Arthropoda, Insecta, Hymenoptera, Vespidae. Gene Ontology annotation, molecular function: GTPase activity; GTP binding. The coding region runs from base 275 to 982 and encodes 235 amino acids. The record is from RefSeq and is a predicted model, not a curated record. The transcript is spliced from 4 exons.